CCCCACCUAUAUGGUGGUUGUUGCGUGUGGCCAUAACUCAUUCAAUCACUGUGCUGUGCCUAAACCCCCAUGUCUUUGCUUUCCCAUCAGGCUGACACACCUGCAGCAAAUUUGAGAUCCCCACGCCCAAUUACCAGCCUGCUGCAUAAAGCCAGCAAGUCAGUUGCUUGAGGAGAACAGACCCGGCAACACCUUUGUCCCACAGUGCGAGUUGUUAAAUAGCCUUUUCUUUCUGUAAUCUUUGAUCUAGGCCUGGGGAUGGCCGGCGGUCCUACUUUUCCGUUUAGUUCUUAGUUUAUGAUUUGGUUUUGUCAGGCAGGGAGGGGGGCCAGCCUCGACGUCCCUAUAGGGGGUGGCCUGGUCCCCCCUCCAUUUUGCUGAGUUUGUCCGGCAUCUCCAGGUCCCUUUUGGUUUGCAGACUUCUUUAUUUGGUAAAGUAUUCAUACUGCAUUUCAGCUAUGGUUUCAUUUGGUUAAUAAAACCCGUUAAAACAUCUUAUUUCAUGGUGUCCUUCCUUUAUGUUGGGGUCUCCAAUUCGAGCCACUGGGUAUCUUAUUCAGUUAUGUGGAGGCCGUAACAUAAUGGGGGCUCGUCCGAACAUUAUUAUUUUUUCUCUCUUUCCCUAACUUUAAUUGAAUUUUGGUAAAUUUUGUGGGUGUGCACAUUUGGAAUUUUGAAGGUUUGGAUUUAUUUUGUCCACCUUAAUUAAUUAAAUUGAUUAGUCUAUCUUUUGUUUGCAAGAUAUAUCGGUACUUUAUUUCAGUAUUAGUUAUAGGUAAUCUUUACUGAGUUUCUGGUUUGUCAUUUGCGUUGGUAGACCUUAAUUUGGGCACACCCCUUAUUAGGACACCAGUUAGGUAAUGCUGUGUUGGGCAGUGUUUGUCAUUGCUGGUCUGUCUCAUCGGGCGUUGGCUUUUUUGCCUUAUUUGUAUUUGUACAAGCGUUAAGGUGGUGGCUGUUUGCCUUAAAACCUGUAUUGCUUUUGCAAUUUUUGAUGCGCUUGUUUCUUUUUCGCUUUGCGAUAUUUUUUUCAGUACAAAUAACUUAGUGGCCAUAGUUCAGGAUGGAGUUUAUUUUGGAAGAGUUUGUUAAGCAGCCUUCGCUUGAGGUGUUUCAUAAAUGCACUAAAGAUAAUUUGACUUCUAUUGCUGAUCAUUAUAGCAUCAUAGUCUCGAAGACAAAAGCAAAGAAAGCGAUAAAACAUGAAUUAUGGACUGCAUUGUUUGAGGAAGGCAUGUUGCCUGACCCUGGCAUGGCCCUUUCGCCAACAAAACAGGCCUUCCCUGAUCAAAGCAUUAGAAGGUUGGAAUUGGAGUUAGAGCUGCGGCGGCUAGAGUUGCAGGACAAAACUAAUGAGAGGGAGGCGGCAGCCAGGCUUAAAGAGCAGGAGUUCAGGUUUAAACAAAUGGAAUUGGAGGAGCAGACUAAACGAGAAAUACGCUUAAAAGAGCUAGAGCUAAACCUGGCCCCUCCCCCACGACAUGGCAGUGGUGCACAAGCUGAUUUUGACGUUAACAAGUGCAUUCGUAUGAUUCCUCCAUUUAAUGGUAAAGAUGUUGAUAAAUACUUCAUUCUGUUCGAGCGCACGGCUGACACUUUGAAAUGGCCCAAAAAUGUUUGGCCGUUACUUUUGCAAUGUGUGUUUACUGGGAAAGCCCAGGAGGCAUAUACAUCGUUGUCACCAGCUGACAGUCUUGACUAUGACAAAGUCAAGGCUGCCGUGCUUAGAGCAUUUGAAUUGGUGCCUGAAGCCUAUAGGCAAAAGUUUCGCCGGUAUAAGAAGUUAGACGAUCACACCUUUUCUGAGUUUGGUCGGGAGAAAGAGGCUCUGUUUGACCGCUGGUGUCAUGCAUCUAAGGUAGCGGAGUUCGAACAGUUACGUGAGCUCAUCCUGCUAGAAGAGUUUAAGAACUGUUUAUCAGAUAGGCUGGCAACCUAUAUUAAUGAGCAAAAAGCUUUGACACUGGCAGCUGCGACUGUCCUUGCGGAUGAGUAUGUGCUCACCCACAGGGACAGUUUUGAGAGGACUCCUGUGUCGGAGCAUAGUUCUUACUCAUCAUGGCGCAAAUCUAGCUCUUCUCACUCAGACAAUGUUCCAGUAGGAACCUAUGUUCCAUUUAUUAAGCGGGAGGGUGAAGAGAAGCUUGAAAAGUCAGACAGUGGGGAGGGUGUGAAGGAGAGGCCAACUUGCAGUUAUUGUAAGAAAAUAGGUCACACCAUUAACAAAUGCUUUACUCUUAAGAACAAGUCUCAACCACCGAAAUCUGUUGUGUUAAUUAAAAGUGAGCCUUUGAGUUCAGCUUCAACAGAGCCGGUGCGCACUCCUGACCCUGAAUUCCAGCCCUUUUUAAUGAAGGGUUUUGUCUCUUUGACAGAGGGGGACUCUAAGCUACCAGUUAAUAUCAUCAGGGACACUGCGUCCAACCAAUCUGUAAUCUUGGAGCAUGUGUUGCCAUUUUCAGAUAUAUCUGCUGUUGAGUCAGAUGUGCUCGUUAGAGGGUUUGAUAUGCGAGAUGUGGGCCUGCCGCUUCAUAACAUCUAUCUUGAGUCAGAUUUGAUCAAGGGGUGCGUUAAGGUGGGGGUCUGUGCGCAACUCCCAAUCGAGGGGGUGACUCUGCUCUUGGGUAAUGAUUUGGCUGGUGGUAAAAUGCUCAUUAAUCCAGAGGUAAUUGCUGUUCCUCUGCCAGAAAACUCUGACGAUUUGGCAUUGAAAUUUUCCAAAGUGUUUUCUGUCUGUGCCGUGACGCGGGCAAUGGCCGAGCGUCAAAAACUGGAGGCUGAGGUGGAACUGUCCGACAGUUUUCUGGUUGACUGUUCAGUUUCCCCAACCGCCUCUCCAGAGGUCCCUGCCCGUUCCGUUUUGCCUCAACUUGACUCAAAGGUUUGCAUGUCACGUGAGCAGCUAGUUGCCGAUCAAAAGCGGGACGUAUCACUAGCUCCUCUCUUUGAAUGUGUGAUUUCAGGAGAGGCGUUAGAUGAUAUGUCAACAGGGUUUUUCCUAAAAGGUAACAUGCUCAUGCGUAGGUGGACACCUCCAAAGUUAGGUGGCGAUGAUAGUUGGGGGGUGGUGGAACAGAUCGUUAUUCCUCGAACAUAUCGAAGUGAGAUUUUGAAACUAGCACAUGAUAAUCCACUUUCUGGUCACCUAGGAAUUAAUAAGACUUUUGAUCGUAUCUUGCGGUACUCUUUCUGGCCAGGGCUAAAAGGUGACGUGCGUCACCAUUGUAAAACUUGUCAUGUUUGCCAGGUUGCUAAAACCCAAGCCAUCCCUCCAUAUCCACUUUAUCCAAUUCCUGUUAUUGGUGAACCGUUUGAGCGUGUUGCACAGGGCAAAUGAAGAGAUGGUUUGACAAGGGUGCCAGAAGCAGGAGUUUUCGUCCCGGUGAUAAAGUGCUGGUUCUAUUGCCUAUUCCUGGCUCUUCUCUGCAGGCGCGUUAUAGCGGCCCUUACCUAGUCAAGAGGAAGGUGGGCGAUCGAGACUACAUCAUCGACACCCCUGAACGUCGACGGCGUAGUAGGCUGUGUCAUAUUAAUAUGUUGAAGCCUUAUUUUGACAGGGAGUCUCAGUCUGUUUCCACCCCUUCUGAUGGUCCAGAGGUCAGUGGGGCACUGGAGCUGUCCAGUGUGGGAAUUGCUGAUGGUGACAAGGUAACUCUGGCGCUGUCUAGCAACGCCAGUGUUCCUCCCCCUGAAUCUCAGGAUGACCAAGAGGAUAUUGUAGGGAUGUCCAGUGAUGUAUGCUUUCUAAUCUUCAUUGUUGUCUUCCAAAUUUGGUUCAGUCUCUUGUUUUUCUGAACCAGAUGCGGAACACAAACCGAAGGUUAAUGAGGCGGUCAAAAUUCUUGCAGUAUUUCAAUGUGGAGGUCAGGCUGACACACCUGCAGCAAAUUUGAGAUCCCCACGCCCAAUUACCAGCCUGCUGCAUAAAGCCAGCAAGUCAGUUGCUUGAGGAGAACAGACCCGGCAACACCUUUGUCCCACAGUGCGAGUUGUUAAAUAGCCUUUUCUUUCUGUAAUCUUUGAUCUAGGCCUGGGGAUGGCCGGCGGUCCUACUUUUCCGUUUAGUUCUUAGUUUAUGAUUUGGUUUUGUCAGGCAGGGAGGGGGGCCAGCCUCGACGUCCCUAUAGGGGGUGGCCUGGUCCCCCCUCCAUUUUGCUGAGUUUGUCCGGCAUCUCCAGGUCCCUUUUGGUUUGCAGACUUCUUUAUUUGGUAAAGUAUUCAUACUGCAUUUCAGCUAUGGUUUCAUUUGGUUAAUAAAACCCGUUAAAACAUCUUA
This is a messenger RNA of Gadus chalcogrammus (walleye pollock), 4276 nucleotides long. RefSeq lists its product as uncharacterized. Lineage: Eukaryota; Metazoa; Chordata; Actinopteri; Gadiformes; Gadidae. The transcript is spliced from 2 exons. The record is from RefSeq and is a predicted model, not a curated record. Bases 1064 to 3337 code for a protein of 757 amino acids.